AUGAACAGAAAAGUACACAACUCUCAAGAGCUAAAUAUUCAAUUACCAUUAGUAGUUCCGGAUCAUAAACACAAGGGAAAACUGCUGUUUUCAGACCAAACGUUAAUUAUUAAAGACUGUAUCAAGUCUAUAUUAUCUACCAUAACAUUUCAUAGAGCUCUUGGAGAAAUUUACCCACUCGGAACAGAUUGUGAAGUUUUGGACCAAAUUAGUUAUCCUAGUAUUGAUGAAAAGGAAUUAAAUCAAACGAUAUCACAACAUACACAAAGAGUCAUUGAAUCGUUUCAGAAUUUUCUCAAGGCCUGUAUGAAUUUGUCUGAAAAUUUCUUUUCCACACCUAGUUGUACAAAAACUCCAUCCACCCCAACAACAAACACCAAGAAAACUCCAUCCGCCACUCCGAUUAUCAAACUACCAGAAAGCAUUCUUUACAAGUCCUUCAAUUUUGAAGUUAAAUACUAUACUCUUAAAAAAGCAGACUCUAGUUUUUAUAGUUUUUUCGGAGGAAAGAGAGAAGAGAAGGUCCCUUUUGAAUCAUGGAACAUACCAUUCAAAAUUUCUUGGAACACUCAAUGGAAUCAUUUAUUUGAAGGAUUUCCUCUAGUUAAGGUUAUGUCGAACGAGAAGGAAUCGGAUAUUCAAGGCAAAAUGUUAAAUAGUCCUAAUAAUCCUACUCUUCCUCCUGAUGUUUCCAAAUUACAGGAACAACUUAGGAAGCGAUUGGUAUUAAUAAUACAAUCAGCACAUGAAGAUAUACCGCAUUUGCCUGGCCUUACAGAAGAAAAUUUAUCAUCAGUGAAUGGAAAAAGCUUUCCUUUUGACAUUGUAUUCACAGAUGAUUCAAGAGAUGAUUCCAACAAAAGAUCCACAUGGCUUAAUUUUUUCUAA
Messenger RNA from Naegleria fowleri, 888 nucleotides. RefSeq lists its product as uncharacterized. Bases 1 to 888 code for a protein of 295 amino acids. The transcript has 2 exons. Gene Ontology annotation, biological process: autophagy; autophagosome assembly. Gene Ontology annotation, cellular component: phagophore assembly site. The record is from RefSeq and is a predicted model, not a curated record. Lineage: Eukaryota; Heterolobosea; Eutetramitea; Acrasida; Naegleriidae.